Molecule: messenger RNA, 1581 nt
Organism: Aspergillus homomorphus CBS 101889
Lineage: Eukaryota; Fungi; Ascomycota; Eurotiomycetes; Eurotiales; Aspergillaceae
Product: MFS general substrate transporter
Exons: 6
Coding region: 1-1581 (526 amino acids)
Biological process (GO): transmembrane transport
Molecular function (GO): transmembrane transporter activity
Source: RefSeq, a predicted model, not a curated record
AUGGCCGACUUAAUGGACAAGGACCUGGAGAAGGGGAAGAAUGUAGACCCCCUGUUGAUCGACGAGACUGGUCGCAUUCGACGCCUACCAGUGCCCAGCGAUGACCCUAAUGAUCCCUUGAACUUCUCUGUCUGGGAGAAGACGGCCAUCAUUGUUUGUUGCUGCUGGUUCUCAAUCAUGUCGCUGUCGGUGGUGGGAGGGCUAGGAUCCGUCCUCGAUGUCUUUUUCCAGUUGUACGGCGCUGAAGGACGCACCACAAACCAGGUCGUGUGGCUAUCAACCUUCCCUUCCCUGUUCGUGGGCGUGGGCAACUACAUCAUCCUACCCCUCGCCCUUGUCUGUGGUCGACGACCCAUUAUGCUUAUCACCACAGUCGUCCUGCUUGGCUCCCUUGUGGGAUGUGCGCUGUCUCAAAAUUGGGGCCAGCACCUUGGCUUCCGUAUUCUGAUGGGAUUUGCCACGGGCGCGACGGAAUCACUUCUCCCCCUCAUGCUUGCUGAGUUGACCUUCGUGCACCAACGCGGCACCAUUUACGGCAUAUACUGGGCAUCGCAGAACAUAAUCACCAGUCUUCUCACCCUGGGAAGCUCCUACGAGGUAGCCGCGCUGGGGUGGCGCUGGUUCUACUGGGUCUUCGUGCUGACCGUCGGUGUCGGGCUCGUCAUUGUGGUCUUUGGCUGCUUUGAAACUCGGUACCAGCGCGGCGCCAUCUUCCUCCAGAACCAAGCCGUCAUCACGGAUCAAUACGGCGUGACGAGAGUGCUGAACGAGGAAGAAGUCCGCGCCUGGCUGGCGGCUCAGAACGAGAUCGGCGCGCCAGGGGCCAAUGCGCGACCCCCCAUGAAGAAGACCUACCGACAGAUGCUCAACCCCUGGUCGGGAGUGUCCGCUCACCCGGUGCGCAUUGUGCUCAAGACCUGGUGGCAGAUGCUGGAAAGCUUCAGCUCGCCCGGUGUGCUUUACGCCACGCUGCUCGCCUCGGUCGUUCUCGGCGCGUCGGUCGGAAUCUCCUUGACUUACAACACGGUCCUCCAGUACAACUACGACUGGAGCGCGGCGAGUAUUGGUCUGAUUAAUCUCGGUGGUGUCUUCGGUGGACUGGGCGGGAUGUUGUACGCAGGCAUCUUCGGCGACCGGUUCAUUGUCUGGGCUGCCAAGCGCGCAGGGGGCGUGCAUCAACCCGAGCAUCAUUUGCUCCUGCUGAUCGCGCCGGGGCUGCUGGCGGUAGCAUCACUGAUUCUGUAUGGAUUCACCGCAGAUGGCAACGCCACCUGGGCGGGCCCGUUCAUGGGCUGGACGCUGUUCCAAGUGGCUUUCGUGUCGGUGCUCAUUCGCACGACGUCCUUUGCCACCGAAGCAUGGGAGAAGAACCCGGGCCCGGCACUGGUGACAGUUGUGGGGACGAAGAAUCUGGUCAGCUUUGGGGUGAGCUACGGGUUGAAUCCGAUGGUCGCCAAGUAUAGCUAUCCCGCUGCCAUGGGCAUCUUGGCGGGUGUGGUCGGAGGUGUCUUGCUUCUUGGCAUCCCGGUCUACAUCUUGAAUCCGAAGUGGCGGCAACGUAUGAGUGAGAAGAAGGACUGA